Molecule: messenger RNA, 1333 nt
Organism: Salvia miltiorrhiza (redroot sage)
Lineage: Eukaryota; Viridiplantae; Streptophyta; Magnoliopsida; Lamiales; Lamiaceae
Exons: 9
Coding region: 158-1108 (316 amino acids)
Biological process (GO): tRNA splicing, via endonucleolytic cleavage and ligation
Molecular function (GO): tRNA 2'-phosphotransferase activity
Source: RefSeq, a predicted model, not a curated record
AUUUUCGUUCAUUUUCAACCGGCAAUAAAACGCUGCUUGUAAGGUAUUCGGAGUUGGGGUUAGAAACUCUUUCAAAAUUGAAUCGUUUACUAAGCGAGGCGAAUUGAGGUCGAUAAAAGUUUGGAGUGGAGCUCGAACCUGAUUAUGCUCAGUCGACAUGCUCGUGAGAGCCAUAAACCAGCUUGUACGUGAAACUCGAACCCGUCUCUCUCUCACUUUCACAAGCCUCACUCCCUCCUUCACACCAAAUCCCCAAAAUCCAUUCUUCUCUGCCGCUGCUCCGCCUCCGCUCGCCAUCCAAGCUGACGAAAGAUUCCAACACUCAAGGUUGAUGGAAAGGCAUCUCAAGCCAGCUGGAAACCCCACUUUUAUUACCUUGGCUCAUUCUAACAGAAGUGGUGGGAGCAGAGGUAGAAGAAUAGAGACAAAAGAUUACCACGAAAGAUCAAGAGGAAAUUGCUGCAUCUCUUUUGGAGAUAACAAGAUUGAUGCACUUGGCAGACUGCUAACGCGCAUAUUGAGACAUAAGGCCUCUGAGUUGAAUAUAUAUAUGAGGAAUGAUGGCUAUGUCAAGGUCCAAGAUCUGCUCAAGUUAAAUCUGAAAACUAUGGCGAAUAUUCCGCUGCGAUCACACACAGUUGAAGAUAUUAGAGAGGUUGUCAGACAUGAUAACAAGCAGCGGUUUAGCCUGCUGGAAGAAAAUGGAGAGCUGUUGCUACGUGCAAACCAAGGUCACAGUAUAGCGACAGUGGAAACAGAGAGCCUGCUGAAACCCAUACUUUCACCUGAAGAAGUUCCAGUUUGCGUGCAUGGGACCUACAAGAGUAACUUGGAAUCAAUCCUAAGGGAGGGUCUCAAGCGCAUGCAGAGGUUACACGUGCAUUUCUCCAGUGGCUUGCCGAGGAAUGUAGAAGUUGUUAGUGGUAUGAGGCGAGACGUUGACACAUUAAUCUUUCUCGAUGUGAGAAAAUCCCUGGAAGAGGGAAUGAAACUUUACGUAUCCGACAACAGGGUGAUUUUAACCGAGGGUUUUGAUGGAGUGGUGCCCGUGAAGUACUUCCAGAAGAUUGAAGCAUGGCCUCAGAGACGGCCCAUAUGUUUUAGAUAGAAACAGGCAUUCCAAUCGAAACUUUCUCUUUCGAGGUAAACGGAGAUGUUUAUGUCUGCUUAGAUGAUCUCUGUUUAUUUGCUGUUAUGUAAAAUUCUAGGUCCUAUAAAAAUUUUGCAUCUACGAAACUGAUUGAUUCAUAUGUUUGAGAACCAUGUUUUGGUGGACUCUUUAUGAAAAUGAGAAGUAUUACACACUUAGCCCACGUUUGGUUGGGUGUUUUAA